AUGCAGCACCCCAAACCCUUCUAUGCAUCUGCGGCUCCCCAAGAAGGCUUCGGGCCCCGGGGCCUGGAGGGUAUAGAGGGGACGGGCAGCCAGCCUGCACCCGCCUGCGCUCAGCCACCUCCCGCCGUGGGCUCCUCGACCCUUUACCACCCCCCAAACCCAGAGAAAGAGGUGUUUCCAGCCCCCCCUGCAGGUUUCCAGAUGGCCCCCUGCGGGUGCUUUUUUGACCCUCGGAUCUAUCGGAUCGAGUGGGCCACCACCGACUUCGGCCAGUCGUCCCUGUACAAGCUGGUGGCAGCAGGUGGUGUGGGGCCUGCGGGGGUCCCUGCUGGGGGCCCUGUGUCACCAGGCAGCUACCUGCUGGAGCCCCAGCACUACCUCAAGGCCCCGGGGCCGCCCCCGCCGCCCUCAUACCCCCACUACCAGCCGGCACCUGGCGGGGCCCAGUACUUCCUGCCCUACUUCCUGCCCGAGGAGCCCGGACCAGAGGCUCUGGGCUUUGUGGGGGACGGGGGGCCGCCCGCCUUUGUGGAGCUGCCCCCGCCGCCCCCCAAGGAGAACAAGCCAGCCCCCGUCGUCAUUGCGCUGCCCGCCGAGCCUGCGCUACCACCCAGAGCCUACGGCCACCUCAGGGGCAGCCUCAGCCAGUUCCCCGGGCCCGAGGCCGCCUUCCCUGCCAAGGAGCUGCUGCACCCGCCCGGCCCAGGCGAGCCCGAGGCGGCCGAGGCCCAGGAAGCGGCCCCGCUGGGGGCAGGCGAGGUCAAGGCCCCCGAGGCGGCCAGAGCCUUCUCGAUGCCCGACAACGUGCUGCUGGAAGACGCCAUGAAGCUCUUCGACUGCCUGCCGGGUGGCGCUGAGCCCGAGGGUGUCCCCUGCAAGGGCCCUGGGCCUGCCCUGCCGGACAGCGGCGGCGGCGGUGACGACUCCACCAGCGACAUCCGCUCGCUGCACCUGCCCGACGAGCUGCUGUCCUUCGACUACAGCAUCCCUGAGAUCCUGGACACUGUGUCCAACGUGGACUGCUUCUUCAACUUCAGGGCACUGGACGACGACGAGCCGCUGCCCCGCCCGGGGACCCCCACGGUGGACGCCGCCACCCCCAUCCUGCCCGGCAAGAGAAAGGCGGGCUCCUCGGCCACCAAGAAGGGCAGGCCGGGAGGGAAGGGCAAGCAGCCUGCGGGCUCCGCCAGCACCGUCCCUCCAGGGCCCAGACAGGACCUGGGCACUGCCCCCCAUUAAAGCACGUUUGGUCUCUCA
This is a messenger RNA of Lemur catta (Ring-tailed lemur), 1257 nucleotides long. It is a transcript of the gene PRR22, whose product is annotated as proline rich 22. The record is from RefSeq and is a predicted model, not a curated record. The transcript is spliced from 3 exons. Bases 1 to 1239 code for a protein of 412 amino acids. NCBI's taxonomy places the organism in Eukaryota, Metazoa, Chordata, Mammalia, Primates, Lemuridae.